Molecule: messenger RNA, 708 nt
Organism: Leptosia nina
Lineage: Eukaryota; Metazoa; Arthropoda; Insecta; Lepidoptera; Pieridae
Source: the annotation of a GenBank genome assembly
AUGGCUGCUUUUAUUUACUUUGAAAAUCAUGUUAUUGAUGCUCCCUGUUGUAAUGUUAUCGAUGUGAGCAAGAUUGUUUCUAAGCAAUACGGAAUUCCGCGUGAUGAUAUUUACAUAACAAUAAACGGAAAGAGAGUCACAACCGACAUUAAUCUGUGCGAACUUGAUGUAGUGAGAGUUUCUACUCGAUUAUGUGGAGGCAAAGGGGGUUUUGGGUCCAUGUUACGUGCGAUUGGUGCUCAAAUCGAAAAGACAACGAACCGUGAAGCGUGUCGUGACUUGUCCGGAAGGAGAUUACGUGAUAUAAACGAAGAAAAAAGGCUUAGAAAGUGGCUGGAGGGACAAGAAGAACGAGAGAGAGAGGCUAGCGAACGAAAACAAAAAAAACUAGAAAGACUACUCGCAGAGCCCAAAAUUGAAGUAAACUUAAACCCUAAUUAUGAAAAAGAACGGCAGGAGUUACCGGAACGAGUCAGUUCCGCUGUGGAUGCUGGUUGGCAAGCGGCGGGUGCAUCCAAUGAACGUAAAAGAAAGUCUGAUGAUGUACAGAUAAAAAAGAAAAAAGCCAAGUUGUGGAUUGAUGCAGAGUUGUCUGAUUGUUCGUCUUUGAGUGAAGAUGAUGAUGAAGAAGUUAUGCCAAAACCACCCUCUGUCUCAACAGAUAGUGGGCACGAUUCUGACUGCACAUUAGAAAGUAAAGUUCAGUAA